This is a messenger RNA of Helobdella robusta, 1448 nucleotides long. RefSeq lists its product as hypothetical. The transcript is spliced from 10 exons. Gene Ontology annotation, cellular component: membrane; SNARE complex; endomembrane system. Lineage: Eukaryota; Metazoa; Annelida; Clitellata; Rhynchobdellida; Glossiphoniidae. Bases 80 to 1006 code for a protein of 308 amino acids. Gene Ontology annotation, molecular function: SNARE binding; SNAP receptor activity. Gene Ontology annotation, biological process: vesicle fusion; intracellular protein transport; vesicle-mediated transport. The record is from RefSeq and is a predicted model, not a curated record.
UAGCUCUUUAAUUUUUUAUUUAUUUUAUUUAUAAUUAAAUUUAAAAUAAUUCCGAAUUAAAUAAAUAAAUUAUUUAAAAAUGGCCACUCGAAGUCUGACGGAAGCCUUCGUGUUGAUGCGUAAUAACGCACUUCAGAACAAACAUUUGUUCUCCGAUCAGCACAACACAAGAAAUGAAGAUAAGAAGGCAUUAGUUUCGAAGGACGAGACGGAUGUUGAACUGGGAAACAGUGCUGAUGAGGCCAACACGUACAUGUCCACACAAUGGUCCAGUAAGAUCGAAGAGGUGCAACUUGAAGUGUCAAGAAUCAAUGCAAAAAUUAGGAAGUUAUCAGAACUGCACGACAAGCAUUUGAACCGACCGACAAUGGACGACAACAUCCACGAAGAGAGACAGAUCGAAGCACUCACACACGAGAUCACAACCAUGUUCCAUAGGUGUCAGAAGUGCUUGCGCGAGAUGGCGGGAAUGUGUCGGGUGUCGUCAGGCAAGCAGGCGAGCAUGGGUCAGAACGUUGUUUCCAUGGUGGCAAGAAAAGUACAGGAUCUUUCAAUAACAUUUCGGUCAUCUCAGUCUGCCUAUCUCAAAAAGCUACAAGGUCGAGAGGAGAGGCACAGCCAGUACCUGACGCCAAAUGUUAACCUGUUCGAAUUCGAAGAAAACCCAGUCGACGAUUUUCAUUUCACGUCAGUUCAGAGGCAGGCCAUAGAGGAGGACUCCAUCCUGAUAGAGCAGAGGGAGAAGGAGAUACUUCAGAUUGUCAGGUCCAUACAAGACCUCAACGAGAUAUUCAAAGAACUUGCCGUCAUGAUCGUUGACCAGGGGACCAUACUUGACCGGAUAGAUUACAACAUAGAAAAAUCAGCCGAACACGUAGAAAGUGGAUUGGUGCAGUUACAGAAGGCGGAAAAAUAUCAGAAGAAGAACCGGAAGAUGCAUUGCAUCGUCAUCUUGUUUCUUGCGGUCAUCAUCCUCCUAGUCAUUCUCGUUGCUAUCAAGUCAUGAUUCUGUAAUAUUACACGCCAUUCGCUAAUAAAUGAAUAUUCACUAAAUGCGAUUAGUGAGUUGCAAUACAAUUAUUUUUCUUUCCCUGUUUUAUUAUUUGUAUUUAUUCAAAGAAGUGGAUACGCUUUAAUAAUAAUGUGUUUAGUUUUGGUUUGUCGUAAAUUAAGUUUUAAUUGAAAGUUCGUCCGAACCGGCCUAACCAUUCCAUUUCUACCACAGAGGGGUUUUGAUGUUAUUUUUAGUUUUGUCUCCCUUUACAAAGCUUGCUUAAAAUCGGCUACCGCAAUAACUGUCAAAAAGUCUUGCAUUUAAAAAUACAUUAAAGAUGAAUUAUUUUUAUAGUGUUUUACUAAAACUCAAAUUAUUAUUUUUUGGAAAUUUGCAAAAAAAAAAUUAAAUAAAUUUUAUCCGAUUUGUAACCAUGAAUGGACAAUGUAUCUUC